AUGCCUGACCUCGAGGCUAACUCUCCCUCGUCUACUCCCGACCACCAACGCCAUGACUCCAAAUCAAUUGUCAAUGACAAAGACGCUGGAGGGGGUGACAGCCAUGAGACCAAGCACAUGUCCGCAUUCAAACAACUCGGUAUUCUCGACCGCUUUCUCGCCCUCUGGAUCUUCUUGGCCAUGGCAAUAGGAAUAAUUCUCGGGAACUUCGUCCCCAGUACAGGUCUCGCACUGCAGAGGGGAAAGUUUGUCGGCGUGUCCGUACCCAUUGCUGUCGGUUUGCUGGUGAUGAUGUACCCGAUUCUAUGCAAAGUGCGAUAUGAGACUCUACAUCGAACAUUCCGUGCCAAGAAGCUUUGGAUCCAGGUUGCUUUUAGCUUGCUGAUGAAUUGGAUUGUGGCUCCUCUGUUUAUGCUGGGCCUGGCGUGGGCGUUUCUUCCCGAUGAAAAAGGGUUGAGAGAAGGGUUGAUAUUGGUGGGGAUUGCUCGAUGCAUUGCCAUGGUCCUAAUUUGGACAGGUCUUGCCGGCGGAGAUGGAGAGUACUGCGCGAUCCUCGUGGCGAUCAACUCUGUCUUGCAAAUGAUUCUCUUUGCACCGAUGGCCAUCUUCUUCAUCCAAAUUAUCAGCGGUGCAGAUAAUCCGGGACUGCAGUAUUCCUUGGCAGCCAAGAGUGUUGGCGUCUUUCUCGGAAUUCCACUCGGCGCAGCCAUUGUGACCCGGUUCGGACUGCGCAGCUUGGCUGGGAGCAAAUGGUAUCAAGAGAAGUUUCUGACAUGGAUCAGUCCACUGUCACUGAUCGGCCUGCUCUUUACAAUCCUGAUCUUGUUUGCUUCGCAAGGCCGGCACGUGGUGCAUCAGAUUGUGUCAGUGAUUCGGGUGGCCGCUCCGCUGAUCGUUUAUUUUGCCGUGAUAUUUCUGGUGACGCUGUUGGUGACACGGAAACUUGGCUUUGGGUAUGAGCUUUCCUGUACCCAGAGUUUUACUGCUGCGAGCAACAACUUUGAGUUGGCGAUUGCUGUGGCCAUAGCGACAUUCGGCGUCGAUAGUGACCAAGCUUUGGCGGCCACUGUCGGGCCUCUGGUGGAGGUCCCCGUGUUGCUGGGGCUGGUGUAUGUAGUCAAGUGGUUUGGCAAGCGACAAAAUUGGUAG
This is a messenger RNA of Penicillium cinerascens, 1149 nucleotides long. Its product is annotated as arsenic resistance protein. The transcript has 4 exons. Gene Ontology annotation, biological process: arsenite transport; antimonite transmembrane transport. Gene Ontology annotation, cellular component: plasma membrane. The record is from RefSeq and is a predicted model, not a curated record. NCBI's taxonomy places the organism in Eukaryota, Fungi, Ascomycota, Eurotiomycetes, Eurotiales, Aspergillaceae. The coding region runs from base 1 to 1149 and encodes 382 amino acids. Gene Ontology annotation, molecular function: antiporter activity; arsenite transmembrane transporter activity; antimonite transmembrane transporter activity.